This is a messenger RNA of Agrilus planipennis (emerald ash borer), 2472 nucleotides long. RefSeq names its product anaphase-promoting complex subunit 5 (gene ida). Gene Ontology annotation, cellular component: anaphase-promoting complex. The record is from RefSeq and is a predicted model, not a curated record. Gene Ontology annotation, molecular function: protein binding. Lineage: Eukaryota; Metazoa; Arthropoda; Insecta; Coleoptera; Buprestidae. The transcript is spliced from 7 exons. Gene Ontology annotation, biological process: protein K11-linked ubiquitination; positive regulation of mitotic metaphase/anaphase transition; anaphase-promoting complex-dependent catabolic process. The coding region runs from base 71 to 2305 and encodes 744 amino acids.
CAUAACCCUAGUUGUUUUUAAAUAAUUAUGGUUGUUUAGUAUGCGUUUUACGAUAUAAAAACUAAAUAAAAUGAUAAAUCCAAAGGAGAAUCUUCCCAAGAAAGUGGAUCGUGAAAUAAUUACCCCUCAUCGUUUAACAGUAGCAAUUCUUUUAAAGGAGUUUUUUAAAUUUCGAACUUCUGAUAUUUAUUUAGUUCUUCCACUAGAGAAAAUAAGACCUAGGCAUGUCCAGGACUUUUGUAUCCUUAUACUUAAGCUUAUACAAAAUCCUGAUCUUACGUUGCUGGAACUUAGAAACUUGCUUGUAUCUGAUAAAUAUACUGUCCACAAACAUCUCUUAAAAGAAUUUGAUAAGGUCCUUGAUAAUGUAAAUUCAAAGGGAAUGCGCUACUUUUUAGAUUUAAUUGAUGAAGUAAGAAGAUUAAUUUUAAGAGACAUGGACACUGUCAGGAAAACAUCACAUUUACAAAUAAAUAAAAGCAGCGUUGUAGGCUAUUACAUAAGGAGAUUUUUAUUAAAUUUUGAUAAACUUACAUUUUCUGAAGUAACAGCAGUUCUCCAGUCAUUCAAAAGAUACUAUGAACCAUUUAAAAGGGCCCAUCAAGUCAACCCUGAUCCUUUAAUGGCCUGCAAAUACAAAGAGAUUAGUGACUGGAAUUCAGAUAAGGACCAGUGGUCUAGGAGACAAGCUGAACUUUUUAUAGCAUCUCAGGCAGCUUUACUGUCAAAUAACGAAGGAAAGGCUUUGAAUCCUAAAGAAUUACAGUUUCACAUAAGAAAUCUUUUAAAGUCCAAUCCAGAUUUAGCAGAAGCACAUUUCCUUAGUUAUUUAAACUACUUGAGAGUAAAGGAGUUUUGUGGUGCAGUCCACAGUCUUCAUCAUUGUUUUGAUAGAAUGAAUUUGACUGAUAACCGAAAUUCUGGCGAUGAAAAGAACAAAGCCUACAGGUUUGCUGCAUUAAAUUUGGCUGUUCUUCACUACCAAAUGGAGCACCGGGAAGAGGCUUUUGCUGCCUUAAAAGAAGCCAUUACAAUGGCCCAAGAAGCAAAUGAUAACGUCUGUCUUCAACAUGCCCUUUCUUGGUUGUACUGUUUAAUAAAUACAAACAAAGAUAAAUUGCUUGAACAUUCCAUAUUGAAAAGUCUUGAUUUGAACUUGACUUACAUCAUGUCUUUGGGUAUUCAGUCUUUUGUACAGUAUGCAGGUGUCACCAGUGGGAAUCCCAAGCAAAUAUUUGAGACUAUAACUAAAAGUGACAUAGUCAAUUGUCAGCACUCGUAUGGGGACCUAAUUUCCGCCAGUUAUGCUCACAAAUCGUCCCUUUGGCUUUUUUAUGGUAAAACGGAAAUGUCCUCGCUUUGGAGUCAGCUACUUCUCCAUCUGAACAUGGAAACUGCGGUGUUGGGGAAGUCUUUCUGUGGAGAACCGCUCUGUCUUUCCAUUUGUAAUUUGGCCAACUACUUCACGUUACAAGGCGAAUAUUCGUUGACCAACAGUCUCAUAAGUCUUGCAAAAGAACAUUUCCCAAACGAACCUGUUUCCAAUUCGUGGAUUUUGUGUGAAAAUCUUUUCGUUUUUAUUCGCUCUCUGCACAAUUGCCACUGGUUCGAAGCUGAGACUGCAGCUCAAAAAAUAUCUGUGGUGGACCCUUGGGAGAGCAAACUGAGACUCACAGAACUUCUUCUGUACCGGAAAGAUUAUUCUGAGGCCCAUCAAAGGGCCACUGAGAUCCUCAAACACAAACUACGUAUAGACUACCAAAUUCGAGCGAUGAUACUUUUGGCAGAGAUCCAGUGCAACAGUAGUUUCCCGGAAUCAGUUCCCCCGGGUAUUAUAUCCCUCCUGAACUCUUCCUUGGUCUAUGCAAACGAUUUUCAUCUUAAUUAUCUGUCUUCAAUUGUCCAUCUUCAUUUGGCUAACGUCCAGUUGCUAUUGGGGAUGCCUGGGCAGGCUCUGGAGCUUCUUGAAGGUGGUCUGGUCCAUAUCUUGACCCACGGGGGGCAUUUCGACAGGGCGAGGGCCGUUUUGCUGUAUGUAAAGUGUGUUGUUGCCAAUGCGGGCCAUAAACCAGAAGGGGAGAGAAACAAAAUAAUUCUGGAAGCAGCAAAGAUGCUGGACGAUGUUAGGAGUGGUUUUGAGAAAGUUGAGGCGUUUUCGAGGGUCAAAGAUGUUCUCUAUUUGCAAGCUCGGUUGUAUAAUGAAGUCGGGGCGAAUUCUGAGAGAAAUAAGUGUGCAUUGGACUACAGACUGCUUGAAGAAGAUCAUCCUGUACAAAGUGAGUCGUAUUUAUUGACAUUUUUGUGAUUGUCUGGUAUUAGAAAGUAUUUAUUAUUGUAAUUAUUAUUAAGGAAUUUAUUUUUCUUACUGUUUAUGAUUAUGAUUUUUUUUUGAUUAAGGAAUACAUUAUUUUUUAUUUAUGAUAUGCUUUUCGUUGCUUCAAAAGCUUUCUUGUUUUGCAAUACGUUUUUGUA